AUGUGUAUCGAUUUUAUUAUUGGCCUCAACUUGGAUGCAGUGGUUUCAACUGAUAACAGAGAGAGUACCAUACUGGCAGCUCUAGAGCAUGGUGCUACGCAUUAUAUAGUGAAACCAGUUUGCUUUAGUGAUGUGAGAAACCUCUGGCAAUUUGUUGUGGGAGGCAAUGAAGGAACAAGAAAUCCUCACAUUGUUGUUGAGCAGAUAGGAAGUGUUUCGGGGGAAUCUUCGUCAUCCUCAAAUGGGGAUAGCAAUUCCAAGAGGAAAAGACCAUCACAGGGAGGGAAAGAUUUUAUAUCUAUCAAAAAGCACAAGGUCGAAUGGACUUCUCAACUUCAGGCUCGGUUCUUGGAAGCCGUUUAUUGUAUAGGACUGGAAAAGGCUGUUCCGAAAAGAAUUCUCGAGGUCAUGAAUGUGGAAGGAUUGACCAGAGCAAACAUCGCGAGUCAUUUGCAGAAAUAUCGAAUGUUCUUAAGAAAAGUCGCAGGGAGAAUUGCAGUAAGCAAAUUGUCCGUGGACCUCCCCCAACACACCAGACGUCCAUUGCUGGAUAAAAAAAUUCCAGGAAAGAAACCAGCCACACCGGACAAACCAAUAUCACUUAGAGACAAUUUCGAGCUCUCAGUUAACCCUAAUGCAAGCAACCUGAGUCUCCUAGGACGUCGUCCUAAUGAACAAGAAGCUACCAGCAGCGAAUUCCCACCUCAAUCUGGAUACAUCACUGGACAUCCAUAUCUACCAUAUGCUGCAUCAAAAUUUGCUAAUCUGCCUUUGAUGAGCAGCACACCAAAUGCUUCGCAACCAGCUGCCAAUUGCUCUGGAUUUCAAUCAAACAAUGCUCAAGGAAAUUUUUCCACCACCAAUCCAAGCCCUAAGCUCAUAUAUACAGAUAUUCCAUAUAGCUUCGGGAGAAACGGUACAAAUAGAGUUCAUAUUGGUACCAAUCCUGUGCAGAUGUACCAACAAAAGGCUCAAGAAACCCCACAGCCUUUCACAACUACUGGAAAUGGAAAUUCCAAUAAUGAUUCAAGGAAUAGUUCUAAUAUUGUGAUGACCUCCUACACCAACAACAGCUAUGGUACUGGAAUGCAAAUGACUAUUACUAGUACUGCCAGCGGAGGAAGGCUUGCUGGACACAUGGCCCCAACUCAGACGGUGUUCAAUAAUGUAGACUGGGAUUCAAAUGGUGUCAAUAAUAAUUGUGGUGAUUUGGUGAUCAAUAAUGGUACUCAAAAUGAUGAUCAAAACAGGAAUGUUCCACAAGUGGAUAAUGUGGUAUUCGGUUAUGAUUUUUCCCAAAAGGAGUCUUCAUCAUCUCUUGGAUUUUCUGGUUCUAGCAGCAGCCAAUUCUCACCAAUACUUGCUGAAGGAAAUAAUGCUGGACAAGGCAAUGUUAAUGUUUCAGAACUUGAUCAAAUAGUGCAACAAUGUGGUGCUCUUUUCAGCUCUUCCAACAACAGCAGCCAAGUUACAGUAGUGCACAGUUCUUCUAGCUCCACUGAGAUAUCAUCAUCAUACCAGAAAGACAAUGAUGAUGCAUUUGAUCUUAGUGUUCUCCUUCUUAAUGAACUUCGUUUGGAAUCUAUUAAAAAUGAUCAGGUAAAAGGAAAACAAGCCAUCGAUUCUGAUAAAGACACUGAUAUUGACUUUGAUCUCUUUUUGAAUGAAAAUCAUUUUGGAACUGUUAAUGAUGAUGAUAAGGGAAAGGGAAAACAAGUCAUGAAUUUUGAUCCUAGUGCAAGUGUGGUCCAAGAGAGUUCUCCCUUAAACAAAGAAUCCCUUGUCCAGGAUUGGGAGAACAUUGUGGAGUCAUUAUUCAAGUGA
Molecule: messenger RNA, 1824 nt
Organism: Prunus persica (peach)
Lineage: Eukaryota; Viridiplantae; Streptophyta; Magnoliopsida; Rosales; Rosaceae
Product: two-component response regulator ARR2
Exons: 6
Coding region: 1-1824 (607 amino acids)
Biological process (GO): regulation of DNA-templated transcription
Cellular component (GO): nucleus
Molecular function (GO): DNA binding; DNA-binding transcription factor activity
Source: RefSeq, a predicted model, not a curated record